UGAUGUUUAUAAAACUCCAUUACAAGCAGACUACAAUCAUCUUUUUAUCAGACAAGGAACAGGUUUACAAGGACAAGCUGUAUUUAAAACAAAGUUAUCAUUCAGACCCCAUUCUACAGACAGUGCCACUCACAGAAAGAUGACCCUUUCUCUGGCAGACAGAUCAUCUAAAACACAGAAAAUACGAAUGUUGCCAAUAGCAACACAAGACCCCGAAGCUCAUAGAGCUGAAAUGAUUAAGAAAGAAGAAGAGAAACUGAGAGCUGCAACAAGGAGAGAAAGUCAACAACGAAGAAUUCGUGAGAAAGCACAUCACCGAGGUUUAACAGCAUCUUAUCUAGAACCAGAUAGCAGGUAUGAAGAGUAUGAAGAUGAUGAAGAAGCAGCCAUCAGUCUGGCAGCCAUUAAGAAUAGAUAUAAGAAAGGUAAUCUGAAAGGUAAGUUAUACAGUCUGUCAGCCAUUAAGAAUAGAUAUAAGAAAG
Molecule: messenger RNA, 482 nt
Organism: Saccoglossus kowalevskii
Lineage: Eukaryota; Metazoa; Hemichordata; Enteropneusta; Harrimaniidae
Biological process (GO): transcription elongation by RNA polymerase II; positive regulation of transcription elongation by RNA polymerase II
Cellular component (GO): Cdc73/Paf1 complex; nucleus
Molecular function (GO): RNA polymerase II C-terminal domain phosphoserine binding
Source: RefSeq, a predicted model, not a curated record